AUGAACCUUCCCGGCGUUCCUCGCCGCCGUAUCACUUGGCGCAUCAAGGACCAUGAGGCCUUUAUGAGAGAUCAGCUGGUGAGAAACAUGACACCUGGCGGCAAGGUCGUUGAGCCUCAAUUCUAUGCCAGCGACGAUGUGGAUCCACUCACAGUCCUAGAUGAUCUCAUUUUUCGGGACAAAGUAGAUGUUGUCUAUGGCCCUCGCGUAGCCGCUCGUCGUCGAAUCGAAUGGCCCGCAAUGGAUAUGGAUAUCCGCCAGAGCCUUGACCAAGAUUUUGCAGACCCCAAUACUCUCGUCUCCCCAUCAGCCAGUUGUUAUCGACAGUGA
Molecule: messenger RNA, 330 nt
Organism: Monascus purpureus
Lineage: Eukaryota; Fungi; Ascomycota; Eurotiomycetes; Eurotiales; Aspergillaceae
Source: the annotation of a GenBank genome assembly